CCCUCCUCGGAACGUUAUGGUCGGGCAACUUGUUUUCCUUCGGAGCAAACACGGAAGUUCUUCGCCGUGCCUCUCCAAGUCAGGGAUUAGUUUUGGAGCACAUCAUCGGUCUGGGCUUUUUUAAGAUUUGCCCAAGGAGGCCACCGCUUCCCCGGCCGUGAUAGUUGUCCAUAUCAGAGGCCCGGGCGGCGUGCAUGUCGGCACAUGUUCAUCUGAUCUGGCUGGUUCCCUGUGGACAAUGUUCUGCAGCUAUCAGGACCGGCAGGCGUUUGAGGACGAUCUCUACCGGGGAGACGGUGAGGAGUCCCAGGGGUCCGAGGCCUUCAGCGAUUUGGAGUUCCGCCUCUACGGUCAGCUCCACUACUCUUCCAAGGAGCAAAACGGAGAGCUUCAUGUCUCCGAAAAGGCCGAAGAGACCGUUGUCACCGGGAAAGUUCCACACUCUGCGCCAUCUCCUGAAACAGUCAAGCACAAGAGUAAAAAAGGGGUCAAACAGAAGAAGAAAAGGGGAGUACCUCAAGUCCCAAGACCACUGUCGCCGUUUGAGGAGGUCGUGGUCAUUUACUCCAGCCCCGAAGUUAUCACCCUGUCUGACAGUGACGCCUCUGAUGAUGACAAUGGGGUUUGUGCCCUGAAGGGUAGCAAGAAACCUCCAAAGCGGACAUCCACUGCACACCAGCAGGCAUCCCUUAAAAGUGUGGCAGUCAGUGCCCCAGUGUUGGUGGAUUCCAGCAGCUCCAGUUCAGAGUCGGAGUCAGAAUGGGAGUCCGAGUCCGACUCCUCUGAUUCGGACAGUCUGGAGAACUGGAUGAUCCUGGGCAGGGGGCAGCAGGAUGGAGACAAUUGCAUUACACUCAACUUGGAAGCCGGUCAUGACCUCCAUUCAGACGUGGAAGCAGACCACUCCGGCAACUGGUUGGUUCUGGAGAAGGACAAGAAGGCUCAAAUCCAGAAUAAACCCGGAGUGAGGCGCGCCCCUCCACGGCUGUCCAACCAGCACAACAGAUACUACACAGGCGUUUGCUACAGGUGUGGAAGAACGGGACAUUUGUCCAAAAACUGCCCAAAUGCCGAGAAGAUGUUGCUUUGCUGCUACCUUUGUGGCGGCUCCGACCACAAAGUCCAAACGUGUCCCAAUCGGUAUUGCAAGAACUGCGGGCUCCCUGGCCACGCCCAGCAGUCCUGCAACGAGAGGCCCUUCUACGAAAAGUGGUGCAACCGCUGCGGCAUCAAGGGCCACUUCAGUAACGCCUGUCCGGAGCAAUGGAGGCAGUACCACAUCACGACCAGACCGGGUCAUCCUGUCAAACCACAAGACCUGCACAAUGUGAAACGACCCGUCUUCUGCUUCAACUGCUCCAGGAGAGGACACUUUGGCCACCUCUGCACCAGGGAGGGCAGGUUCAGAGGAAUAUACAUCAGCACGCCGGAGAUCAACUAUUACGACACCAAGGAUAUUCCCCACCGGGUUGAAGAGCUGAAGAACUGUGGCUUCAUCCCCACGGGUGGUCCUCCCACGCCCGGACCAUCCAAGAAGAAACACAAAACCUACCACCAAGACAACCUCUUCGGUCCUAAACGUUCCCGGGCACAAGCCGGGAUCUUGUCCCGCGGUCCUAACCACCUCAAUGCCGCCAAGUCGCACAAGAAGGAAGCACAGCAAAGCACCGGCGCCAAACGGUGGAAACCCAAGCGGGCGGUGCCCAAAAAACGCCCUGCCCCUCCCCAGUUGAUCAAGGACCAGGAUGGAGACUUCCCCCGACAGGUAGGCGGAGCAGAGAAGAAGAAGAAGAAGAAGAAGCAGCAGCAGGAUGCGUGGACGAGUCGUGGGAAGUCCAAGAAGAGAAAAGAUGAAGAGAUGCAUCCUCCUGACGACGAUCUGUUCAUCAUCAAGCAGAGGAAACGCAAGCGAUAGCAGCCGCCAACUUCCUGUCGCAUCAUCGGUCCAUCUUUGACACUUUUAUAAGAGUUUUGCUGCAUUUACUACAAAAACAACAAUUGAAACGUGUUGCUCAAUUGGAACCAACAUUUUGUUUUUUUAGCUAUUUAAUUUAUUUUCUGUUGCAGACCCAAACACCAUCCUUGACAAUGUCAACACGAAGGGGAACCGCACUUUUUGUGGAGGUUUACCUAUCGCUCACAAUCAUUAUGACAGACAUUUUAUUUGAAUGCAUUCUAAAUGGUAAAUAAAUGCGAUCAAAAGUCAGCUUACAAAGGAGCCUAUGGGAGCCGUUCAAUUUUGCCUAUAAAGCCUUUACAAUAUAUCCACACACCUCCUUUAGGUUUUAUAUACGUGAUGUAAGUUUAUGUAUAAUGUAGUAACAUUCAUAAUAACAUGUAAUAUAAACAUGAUGUAAGUAUAUAUGUGUAAUGUAGUAACAUUUAUAAUAACAUGUAAUACAUACAUGAUGCAAGUAUAUAAGCAAUGUAGUAACAUUCAUAAUAACAUGUAAUAUAUAUAUAUAUAUGAUGUAAGUUUAUAUGUAGUAUCUAGUAACAUUCAUAAUAACAUGUAAUAUAUACAUGAUGUAAGUGUAUAUCUAAUGUAGUAACAUUUAUAAUAAUAUAUAUAUACAUAAUGUAAGUAUAUACAGUAUGUAAUAUAGUAACAUUCUUAAUAACAUGGAAUAGAUACAUUAUGUAAAUAUAUAUAUGUAAUGUAGUACAUUUAUAAUAACAUGUAAUACAUACAGAAUUUAAGUAUAGGUGUCAUGUAGUAACAUUCAUUAUAACAUGAUAUACACUUUAUGUAAGUAUAUAUGCAAUGUAGUAACAUAAUACAUGAUCUAAGUAUAUUUGUAGUGUCUAGUAACAUUCAUAACAACAUGUAAUUAAUACAUGAUGUAAGUACAUAUGUCAUGUAGUAAAAUUCAUAAUAACGUAAUAUAUACAUGAUGUAAGUAUAUUUGUCAUGUAGUAACAUUCAUGACAACAUGCAAUAUAUACAUGAUGUAAGUAUAUAUGUCAUGUAGUAACAUUUAUAAUAACUUUACUUAUUUUGAUUUGUUCAAAAAUGCAUCACAUUUAUUUAUUUUUUGGUCUUCACUGAUUACUCGCUGCAGACUUUAUGAGAGCCAACAAACAACACAUCACCUACUCUACAAAAUCUGCUGUCAUUAUGAUGCCGACUGCCGGGAUGUUCAUGCAUUACCAUUUAGGUGAAGAAUGACUCAUAAUUCUCACAAAGAAACGAGGAGCACAAUUGUCUUUUUCUGUCGUUUUUUUUUUUACCCAGUUCCAGGUCCCAAAUGGUGGUCAAAGUGUCCCAGCUUGUUGGAUUAUAUCUUCGUGCAUCUACUUGUGAGGUGAGAGGAAGGAUUUAUGAUCAAGAAUAAAUUUACAGGGAGCAGGGAAGCGAGGAAACAGCAGAGCACUCGAGGACACAGCUAUGAAUAAUGUCUGCGUUAGCACUUACAAUAACAAUACCACUAAAACUUGGUUAAUGUUCAACUUCAUUUGCUUUUUUAAUUAUUUAUCGGCAGAAUAUUGGUGCUUCCUUUUUUAGUUCACUUUAUUUACGUUUAUUUAAUAUUUAAAAUGCAUUAAAAAAUUAUCCAUUCGUCAUGUCUUUUAUAAUGAUUGUGAACAAAAUUCCAAAAACAGUGCAGUUCCGCUUUAAUAACACAUUGUGGCGUACUUUGAUACAGAACAUUCAGGACAGGAAGCGCAUUUAGAAAAGUGCCCUUUACAUAAGUUUGAAUAUCGAAGUGCUAACAGGGCAGGGUUUACUACCGUGUGCGGGGUGCAGUUAGCACAAUAAAAUAUCACUGGAACUAA
Nerophis ophidion (straightnose pipefish) is the source of this 3777-nucleotide messenger RNA. RefSeq names its product zinc finger, CCHC domain containing 7 (gene zcchc7). The record is from RefSeq and is a predicted model, not a curated record. The coding region runs from base 239 to 1915 and encodes 558 amino acids. NCBI's taxonomy places the organism in Eukaryota, Metazoa, Chordata, Actinopteri, Syngnathiformes, Syngnathidae. Gene Ontology annotation, molecular function: nucleic acid binding; zinc ion binding. The transcript is spliced from 10 exons.